Cannabis sativa is the source of this 2837-nucleotide messenger RNA. RefSeq names its product U-box domain-containing protein 43. The record is from RefSeq and is a predicted model, not a curated record. The transcript is spliced from 3 exons. The coding region runs from base 216 to 2735 and encodes 839 amino acids. Gene Ontology annotation, molecular function: protein binding. Lineage: Eukaryota; Viridiplantae; Streptophyta; Magnoliopsida; Rosales; Cannabaceae.
GCCGGUUGACAUUGACCCUUUUGAUACCUUUCUUUCAUAACCAUCCAAAAGCCAAAAGCCGAAAAAAAAAUCCAAUCUUUUUCUCUCUUUCUUGUUCUUCUUUUUGUUUUUAUCUUAUGUUUAUGUAAACAAACUUUCUCUUAUUCUUCUUCAUGUAAUCUGCAAAAGACCCUUUUGACAUUUCUCUGCAUAUUUUCUAUUUUCUUCUCUGUACAAUGGAAAAUAAAGAGCAUAACAGAUUUUCAGAGGUGUUAACAGAGCUAAUAUCAUCAGCCCAUGAAGUCACUUCACUUGCUCAAACCUUUGACACUGAAAUAAAAAGGCGAGUCUUUUUUGAAUUUUCAAUCUUGGUUGAUAGAUUUGUUCCUAUUCUCAAUUAUUUAAAACACCAUGUUAAGAUCAUGGCACAUCCACCAGUUCAAAAAGCAGUUGAAUCACUUGGUAAAGAGUUUGUUACUCUUUCUAAAGCUAUAAUAACUAACCCGAAUUCGAAAACUAUGGUUAAACAAGUUGAAGACAUGGUUCAUGGCUUAGGUAGAUCAUUAGGCCUUGUUGUCUUUGCUAGUCUUGAAGUUUGUACUGAUUUCAAGGAACAAAUUGGGACACUGCAUAAGGAUUUGGUGAGUAUUAAGUUUGAUAUGAGCUCGGUUGCGAGUUCAACACCAAGUUCUAGCCACUAUUCGGAGAUUCUUAGCGAAAUUGAAGAAGAAGAAGAUAAAAUUCAAGAGGAGGAGGAGAAGAUUAGUGUUGGUAUUGAUGAUGUUGUGGUGACACUUAAGUAUGGUGAUGGUGAAAAGCUUAGAUUGGCUCUUAUGUUGUUAAGUGAUUUGAUUAUAGAGAAGAAAGUUGGUAAUGAUUGGAUUGAAGAUGGUGGUGUCAUUCUUGCUUUGUUUAACCGGUUAGGCUCUAGUAAACCCGAACACCGAUUGAUCAUCAUUCGUUUGCUGCGAAAUCUUGCAUUGGACAAUGUAGAAAACAAGGAGAAGAUGGCAGAUGUGGGGUUUUUGUCAACAUUGGUGAAAUCUUUGAUUCGCGAAGAGGAGGAAAGGAGGGAAGCAGUCGGCCUCUUGUUGAAUCUGUCUGAACUCUCAUCCGUUCGAAGACAGAUUGGUCGAAUUCAAGGCUGUAUCGUUAUGUUAGUUGCAUUGCUAAAUGGUGAUGAUCCUAUUGCUUCAAUUGAUGCAGGAAAGCUGUUAAAUUUAUUGUCAAGUAACACUCAAAAUGCACUUCAUAUGGCUGAAGCAGGCUAUUUCAAGCCACUAGUUAAGCACUUAAAAGAAGGCUCUGACAUGAGUAAAAUUCUCAUGGCAACAGCACUUUCGAGGAUAGAGCUCACCGAUCAAAGUAGAGCCUCCCUCGGGGAAGAUGGGGCGAUCGAACCCCUUGUAAGAAUGUUUACAACUGGAAAACUUGAAGCCAAGUUAUCUGCACUAAAUGCAUUGCAGAACUUGUCAAGCUUAGCUGAAAAUGUCCAACGAUUAAUCCAUUCGAGCAUUUUAUCGCCUUUACUUCAGCUUCUCUUUUCUGUUACCUCAGUUCUCAUGACACUUAGAGAGCCUGCAUCAGCAAUUCUAGCUAAGAUUGCUGAAUCUGAAUCUAUUCUUGUUAAUCAAGAUGUAGCUCAGCAAAUGCUCUCACUUCUAAACCUUUCGAGUCCUGUAAUACAGUUUCACUUGUUACAAGCUCUCAAUAGCAUUGCCUCUCACCAAAAUGCAUCUAAAGUUCGAAUCAAAAUGAAAGAAAAUCGAGCUAUGCAACUUCUCUUACCCUUUUUAACCGAAACCAACUUCAAAAUUAGAAGCAAUGCCUUGAAUUUGCUUCAUACUCUUUCUAAAGAUUUGUCACAAGAAUUAUCAGAACAUAUAGGAGAAGCCUACAUCAUUAUAAUCAUCAACAUCAUCUCAUCCUCAUCAACCGAGCUCGAAAAAGCUUCUGCAUUAGGAAUACUAAGCAAUUUUCCCCUUAGUGAUAAGAAGUUUACAGAGUUGCUCAAGAGACAAUGCUUAGUACCACUCAUUAUCUCCAUAAUGACUUCAAACCCUGCAACUAAAACACUUGACACACAACACUUGGAAGAAAGUGUUUCGAGCUUAUUAGUUCGGUUUACUAAUCCUUUUGAUAAGAAACUACAGCUCUAUUCAGCACAACAUGGGGUGAUCCCUUUACUUGUGAAGUUGCUUUCGAGUGAAUCGUCAAUUGCUAAACACAAUGCUGCAACUUCACUAGCUCAAUUGUCACAAAACUCACUCUCAUUACGAAAACCUAAAGCCCCAAGAUGGUUUUGCACUCCUCCUUCCGCGAGUGCAUACUGUGAAGUUCACGAAGGAUUCUGCGCUGUGAAAACCACAUUGUGUUUGGUAAAAGCCGGUGCUAUAUCGCCUUUGCUUAAAGUAUUGGAAGGUAAAGAUAGGGAAGCGGACGAAGCUGUGCUCGGUGCCUUGGCAACUCUACUUCAAGAUGAAAUUUGGGAAAAUGGAAGCAAUUACAUAGCGAAAACAUUACAAGUUGAAGCCAUUGUUAGAGUUUUGGAAUCGGGUAACAAUAAGGCUAAAGAGAAAGUGUUAUGGAUACUUGAAAGGAUUUUUAGGAUUGAUGAAUAUAAAUUACAAUAUGGUGAGUUUGCUCAAGUUUUACUUAUUGAUUUGGCUCAACAAGGCGAUUCGAGAUUGAAACCGGCUAUUGCUAAGGUGUUAGCACAACUUGAGCUCUUGCAGGAUCAGUCUAGUUACUUUUGAUUUGAACAUAAAAUCAUUACAUGUGUGUAUACAUAUUCAUUGAAAAUAUGAUAAAACUUUGUAAAGGUUUUUUUUGACAUUAGUACAUAUUUCAAUUCCAAA